GCAGGGUCUUGUAGAUGACCUGGAGCCAAUGUGUUUGGCGACGAUUAUGAAGCGAAGGCCAGCCAAUGAGAGCGUAUGGUUAUAUAGAUUGCACAACCCAGGACGCUGUUGAACAAGCCAAGAUAUUGAAUGGUAAGAUGUUGGCUUAUGAAAUAGUGAGCAUUGAACCAUUUAAAUCAUGCAAACAGCAAGAGGCUGAAUUUGGAUCCAGGGCCAAGGAGUUCACCUAUGUGUACAUCAAGAACUCUGGCUUCAACAUGGACGAUGACAAAUUGCAAGACAUGGUUGACAUGUUGAGCACGAUUCUGUCCUUUUCACCUCCAGGGAGUGUCAUGGUUGAUCACAGCAUGAAAUCCAGAGGAUUUGGCUUCCUCAGUUUCAAAAGGAAGGAGAAUGCACAGAAGGCUGUGGAUCAGAUAAAUGAGAAGGAGGUGAACAGGAUGGUGAUCUAUGUGGGCCACGCCCAGAAGAAAUGCGCUUUGACGGAGAUGAACAGCCGCAUCGUGACCAACAAGCCGCUAUCUGUGGCUCCGGCCCAGUACAAGACCCUACAGCAGGAGUAUCUGAAGAACCGCUACUUGCAGAGGAUGGCUAGCGUCAUGGCCGUCCCCAACCCAACCAUCAUCAACCCCAACCAGCCUGCACCCGCCAUUAAGCAUCAAUGCACCAUGAGUGCCUCAUCCUCCCAUCAGAUGAGGGAGUAUAUCUGA
Salmo salar (Atlantic salmon) is the source of this 710-nucleotide messenger RNA. NCBI's taxonomy places the organism in Eukaryota, Metazoa, Chordata, Actinopteri, Salmoniformes, Salmonidae. The record is from RefSeq and is a predicted model, not a curated record.